UAUUUCAUUAUACUAUUUUAUUUAUUAGGGUCCUUUUAUUAUAGAGAACCUAAAGAUACAUCUGUUUGAUACAGUAUCUAUUCAAAUUGAAAACGACCCCCCACGUUUAUCGUCACAAACACCCCCUUAUCAAUUCCUUUGAUUGAACUUUUUUUUUUCCUGUUUAUUCCUAAAUAGAAUUCAUCCAUCAUAAUGUCUGCUGCUACUACAAAACCUAAGCAAGUAAAGAAGGGAGGAAUCACUGACUUGGUGGCCGGUGGUACUGCCGGUUUAUUCGAAGCCCUUUGUUGCCAUCCUUUGGACACCGUCAAGGUCAGAAUGCAAUUAUACCGUAAGUCUGGUCAAAAGCCACCUGGAUUUAUAAGAACUGGUAUUAAUAUUGUGGAAAAGGAAGCAUUUUUAUCCCUCUAUAAGGGUCUUGGUGCUGUUGUUAUUGGAAUUGUUCCAAAGAUGGCUCUUAGAUUUUCAUCUUAUGAGUUUUUCCGUUCUUUACUUUACAAACCAGAUGGUACUAUUUCUACUGGUUCUACUUUCAUUGCAGGUGUUGGUGCUGGUAUCACUGAAGCAGUAUUGGUUGUUAAUCCUAUGGAAGUUGUAAAGAUUCGUUUACAAGCUCAACAUCAUUCUAUGGCUGAUCCUUUGGACAUUCCAAAGUAUAGAAAUGCUCCACAUGCUGCUUAUACUAUUGUUAGAGAAGAAGGUUUCAAAACUCUUUAUCGUGGUGUUUCCUUGACUGCUGCUAGACAAGCAACCAACCAAGGUGUUAACUUUACUGUAUACUCUAAAAUCAGAGAAAGAUUACAAGAAUACCAUGGUACUACUGACUUGCCAGCUUGGCAAACAUCUUGUAUUGGUUUGAUUUCUGGUGCCUUAGGUCCAUUAUCUAACGCUCCAUUGGACACUAUUAAGACUCGUCUUCAAAAGACUACAUUUGCUUCCAAUGAAUCUGGUAUGGUUCGUAUUGUCAAGAUUGGUAAGCAAUUAGUUAAGGAAGAAGGUAUGGGUGCAUUAUACAAGGGUAUUACCCCAAGAAUUAUGAGAGUCGCUCCAGGUCAAGCUGUUACUUUUACUGUCUAUGAAUUUAUGAAGCGUGUAUUGAGUGGUGAAGCUCAACUUCCAGGUUUGAGUAGCAAAAAAUUAGGUUAGUUGUAUAGAUAGUCAUUCUUAUAUAUCCAUUUAAAA
[Candida] anglica is the source of this 1182-nucleotide messenger RNA. NCBI's taxonomy places the organism in Eukaryota, Fungi, Ascomycota, Pichiomycetes, Serinales, Debaryomycetaceae. The record is from the annotation of a GenBank genome assembly.